Molecule: messenger RNA, 1499 nt
Organism: Telopea speciosissima
Lineage: Eukaryota; Viridiplantae; Streptophyta; Magnoliopsida; Proteales; Proteaceae
Product: 3-oxoacyl-[acyl-carrier-protein] synthase I, chloroplastic-like
Exons: 7
Coding region: 34-1461 (475 amino acids)
Biological process (GO): fatty acid biosynthetic process
Molecular function (GO): 3-oxoacyl-[acyl-carrier-protein] synthase activity
Source: RefSeq, a predicted model, not a curated record
CUUGAUUACCAACACAAAGCAGCAGUAGCCAAAAUGGCAGCUCUCCAGUCACCAACCUUCCAUGUCUCUAUCACUGAGCCCUUCCUUAGAGAGUCUCCAAAGUUAUCCAAUGGAACAAAGAGAGCAAAUAUGAAGAAGCAGCCAUUGAUGCCAAUAGCUGCAUCAGUUGUUCCUAUGACAUCCUCUGCUCCAAAGAGGGAAAAGGAUCCAAAGAAACGUGUAGUCAUCACAGGGAUGGGCAUUGUCUCUGUCUUUGGCAACAAUGUUGAUUCCUACUAUGACUGUCUUCUUCAAGGCAAGAGUGGAAUCAGUGCCAUCGACAGUUUUGAUGUCUCCUUGUUCCCUACCCGAUUCGCGGGCCAAAUCCAUGGAUUCACCACUGAUUGUUAUAUCAAGAACAUGAGAGACCAUGAUCAGAUUGAUGAUUAUGUCAAAUACGUUCUUGUUGCUGGUGCAAAGGCUCUCAAUGAUGCAGGCCUUGGCUCUAAUAAACUCUCUAAGAUGGACAAGGAGAGAGCUGGUGUGGUUGUUGGAUCAGGCAUUGGUGGGAAUUCAGCUUAUGUCAAUGCAGCUCAUCAAAUUAUAAUAGAGAAAGAUUGCAGGAAAAUACUUCCAUUUGAAAUUCCUUUUGCAAUGACAAACACAGCAUCUGCAAUGCUUGCAAUUGAAUUUGGUUUCAUGGGUCCAAACUAUUCAAUUUCAACUGCUUGUGCUACUUCCAAUCACUGCUUCUAUGCUGCUGCCAACCACAUUCGAGGAGGAAAAGCUGAUUUGAUUAUUGCUGGUGGAACUGAAUCUGCAAUUACUCCUCUUAGCUUAGGUGGGUUUAUAGCUUGUAGAGCUUUAUCACAGAGAAAUGAUGAUCCUCAAACUGCUUCAAGGCCAUGGGACAAAGAUAGAGAUGGGUUUGUUAUGGGUGAAGGUGCUGGAGUUUUGGUAAUGGAGAGCUUGGAGCAUGCAAUGAAGCGUGAUGCACCAAUUAUUGCUGAAUACUUAGGAGGUGCAGUUAACUCUGAUGCUUACCAUUUAACUGAUCCAAGAGCUGAUGGACUUGGUGUUUCAUCAUGUAUCAAAAGAAGCCUUCAAUAUGCUGGUGUCUCACCAGAGGAGGUAAAUUAUAUAAAUGCACAUGCAACUUCCACAACUGUAGGUGACCUAGCAGAGAUGAAUGCCAUAAAAAUGGUAUUCAAGAAUUCUUCAGAGAUGAAGAUAAAUGCAACAAAGUCUAUGAUAGGACACUGUCUUGGUGCUUCUGGGGGUCUAGAAGCCAUUGCUGUGUUAAAAGCCAUAACUACUGGGUGGAUUCAUCCAACAAUAAAUCAAUUUAAUGUUGAGCCAUUUGUGGAAUUUGAUACAGUUGCAAACAAGAAGCAGCAACAUGAAGUUAAUGUUGCAAUUUCCAAUUCUUUCGGCUUUGGAGGACACAACUCGGUUAUAACAUUUUCAGCAUUCAAGCCUUGAUCAUCUAAUUCAUUUCAAUUUGUUAAAUUAAAAUGUAU